This is a messenger RNA of Austrofundulus limnaeus, 2775 nucleotides long. It is a transcript of the gene selenoo1, whose product is annotated as selenoprotein O1. Lineage: Eukaryota; Metazoa; Chordata; Actinopteri; Cyprinodontiformes; Rivulidae. The transcript is spliced from 9 exons. The record is from RefSeq and is a predicted model, not a curated record.
UCAUGAACUGUUUAUUUAUUAAAUUAAUUAGUUAGUUAGUCGGUCACAAAGUGAGUUUAACUUAGUGUUUCUAGCCGGACCGAUAAAGGUGUAACACUGCUGUGCCAUCCAAACAUCCGGUGCAGYGUACUACGCAGUUUCGUUCGCACUGGUGAACGCUAGCAGACAGAUGGCCUGGUUUAGAUGGCUUAUUUAGGACCUCGGGUCUGGACGUCACGCCUCUUUAUCCCCGGUGUGUCCGUGUUCAGACUCCUCGGUUCUGGCAGUAUGGACGAUAUGGGUCUGACAGCGAGUCGUUCUCCACUGGAGCGGCUCGACUUUGACAACGUCGUCCUGAGGAAACUUCCGCUGGACCCAUCCGAGGAGCCGGGAGUACGCCAGGUGAAAGGUGCGUGCUUCUCUCGGGUCAAGCCUCAGCCGCUGAGCAACCCUCGGUUCGUCGCUGUGUCGCCCGAGGCUCUGACCCUGCUGGGGCUCCACGCAGACGAGGUUUUGAAGGACCCUCUGGGGCCGGAGUAUCUCAGCGGAUCCAGAGUCAUGCCUGGAUCCGAACCCGCGGCUCACUGCUACUGCGGACACCAGUUCGGUAACUUUGCCGGGCAGUUGGGCGACGGGGCAGCCUGCUACCUGGGAGAGGUGAAGGCUCCACCGAGUCAAGACCCCGAGCUGCUCCGGGAAAACCCGUGCGGCCGAUGGGAGAUUCAGGUGAAAGGAGCUGGACUGACCCCCUUCUCUAGACAAGCCGAUGGUCGCAAGGUYCUGCGGUCCAGCAUAAGAGAGUUCCUCUGCAGCGAGGCCAUGUUCUUCCUGGGUGUGCCCACCACCAGAGCGGGCUCUGUGGUUACCUCGGACAGCAGAGUUAUACGGGACGUGUAUUACAGCGGACRUCCUCAGCACGAGAGAUGCUCAGUCGUUCUUCGGAUUGCUCCCACCUUCCUCAGGUUUGGAUCCUUCGAGAUCUUCAAGGCAGCCGACGAGUUCACAGGACGGCAAGGCCCCAGCUAUGGACGAGAYGAGAUCCGAGGUCAGAUGUUGGAUUACGUCAUAGAGGUGUUCUACCCUGAAAUCCAACAGAACUACCCAGACCGGGUGGAGAGAAAUGUAGCUUUCUUCAGAGAGGUGAUGUAUCGAACAGCUCGACUCGUGGCUCAGUGGCAGUGUGUGGGAUUCUGUCACGGAGUUCUGAACACGGACAACAUGAGCGUCCAGGGUCUCACCCUGGACUAUGGUCCAUAUGGCUUCAUGGACAGGUUUGACCCGGACUUCAUUUGCAAUGCGUCCGACAGCUCCGGACGAUACUCCUACCAGGCCCAGCCGGCCAUCUGCAGGUGGAACCUGGUGAAGCUAGCCGAGGCUCUCGCUCCAGAACUUCCACCAGAUCGGGCCGAGGCCGUGAUGGAGGAGUACCUGGACCUGUUCAACCGCUUCUACYUGGAGAACAUGAGGAAGAAGCUGGGGUUACUGACGAAGGAGGAGCCUGAGGAUGAGAUCCUGAUCACUGAGCUGCUGCAGACGAUGCACAACACAGGUGCUGACUUUACCAACACUUUCCGAAGCUUAAGUCAGAUUUCCUGUCCGACCGAGGGAGAAGCUGAAGGACACGAGGGGCUUAAGAAAACCACAGACCUUCUUUUGGAGCAGUGUGCCUCUUUAGAGGAGCUUAAAGCUGCCAACAAACCCACCAUGGAUCUGCGUGAGCUUUCAAUGCUGCUCUCUAUGGCUCAGAGCAACCCGACUCUGUUCCAGAUGGUCUCAGACCGGGUGACCAUCGCCAGGCAGUUGGACAAACUCGGCAAACUGAAGGACCUGAUGGAGACGAGUGAGGAGGAGCUGAGAACCAAACAGGCCGAGGAGUGGAGUUCCUGGAUCACACACUAUAGGAAACGUCUGGCUCGCGAGCUGGAGGGUCAGAGCGACGUGCAGUCCGUGCAGGAGGAGAGGGUGAGGGUGAUGAACAGCUCCAACCCUCGCGUGGUGCUCAGGAACUACAUUGCCCAGAAUGCAAUAGAGGCUGCUGAGAACGGGGACUUUUCUGAGGUUCAACGGGUCCUCGAGGUCCUGCAGAAACCCUUCUCCUCUCAGCCAGGUCUGGAGCUCCCAGUCUGGGUGGGCGAACCUGGGACCACCGCACAGGCAGAGAGGGAUGAAGGAGAGGAGCAACAACACGGAGCGUCUGCAUCGGCAGCCAGGACCCCACUGCCUUAUGACAGCAAGCCCCCAGCCUGGGCACAACAAAUCUGCGUCACGUGAUCUUCGUAACGGCUCCCUUGAUCGUUCACUGUCCUGCCUGAAGAAACAAAACGGGUGGAUUAUAUCUGAUGGACUGUUUUACUUGCAUGUCCAACUUUGAGUUCCUCUUUGGCAGGGCAGCGUCAAGGGAGUGUGCGGGGGAGGAGGGACACCACACAGGCGAGCACAAUGACACACAACAGACAGGAGGUGAUAAGGUGGCGGGUUUCUUCCACUGCUUUGAGUUUUAACUUUAAACAGGAUGAUUUUUUUAGACUUCAAGUCAGCUCACCUCCUGCGUGUUUGGUGUUACGUCUGCUGUUCAUGACGAGUCAGGCAACAAGUCCAGCUGUGACCUGCCUGACUCUGACGAGCUGUGGGGUGUCACCUUAAAGUUUGAUAAAUAGCAUGAAGUGUGUGUGUUUGUGUGUGUGAGAGAGAGAGAGAGUGAGAGAACAUUUUGACCUUAUUUCUGAAUGUAAGGCAGAGCUCGCAGAGCCUGUCUAACAGAAACACGCACAAUAAAUUCUUUCAUAAUCGAAGGAA